AUGUGUCCACCAGGAGUUGACCAAACCACUCGAACUCCACAGCAAUGGCACAUCCUUCUGCCCUUACUUCACAGGCGGCAAGCAUUGGUGGCACUCAACAAGGGUCCUUUUCACCGUCACGGCACACCCAAAGACUAUGUCGAGAGCGAUUUGGGCUUCGACGCUUUCAACAAGCUUGCUCCUUUCGAUAACGAGGUCACCAGCGCAAAGGCCUCUGCUGCUCUGAACACUGUCACUGUCCGCUCGCCGUCCACGUUCAAGCUGUCACCGCUCGAAAGUCUGCCAGCUGAGCUUCUUGCCAACAUCCUGGCUGAUAGUGAGCUGGGCCCAUACGACGUCCUAGCUCUCGGGGUAUGCUCUUCGACUCUUUGGUCACACGUACUCUUCCAUGUUCAGCAGGUCCGCCACCGCACUGCGGUGCCUUUCGCAAACACUCCGUUUCUGUGUAGCGGUACCUGGUUGACGGAGCUGCCUCCGGCGCUCUACGAGCUCUUCCCACGGGAAACCUCUGUUGAAAAGGUGUACAGACUUCGUACACGUCGCUGGUUUGGGCCCUGCCCAGCAAGGCGCUGGAACUGGGGUGCGGUCAGCAGUUAUGGAGCCGUCCAGGCCGAUGAUCCGCGUUCGGUGUGGAUGACCGCUUUCGAGGCUCUGGCGGUGGAUAACCUCGACGUGUUCUGUCAGUACGGGCUGCGGCGGAGCUUGGAAGCGUUGUUCGAGCCUGCGGACAUACGCCAGGAGAAGGACUGGGUCUUGCGUGAUCUGACGGCGAAGGAAUCUGUACGUCUUGAGCUUGCUGGCUCCGCCGGAAGUCAAGGCGUCAAGGUUCACGUGGAAAAAGUGCCGUCGCUUUCGCUCGACAAUGCGCUCAUGCUGCGGAUCUGCAGGGGAGGGGCCGCGGGCCCUGGCUGGAGUGGUGAAUCUCAGAAGUACCGAGAUUUGGUAAGUGGGAAGUGGGCUGGGCAUUGCUUUGAUGUUGUCCAGAGGGAUGAUGAGAGCCUAGAAAGUGCUGGUUAUGAAGAUGUCACGGAGCAGAUCGCCAAGGAGGGCAGCGCUUGGGAGGGAAUCGGAGGAAUGGAGGCAAAGGAUUGGACGAAGGACAUGAGAAUCCGGUACUUCAACAUGCGACUGACCAAGGCUUCUGAAACGUUUGAUAGCGUGGCUGUCGUCUUCGUCCUAGCGUUGAGGCAGUUCGUCCCAGCUCAAGCCUAUGCGAUACUCAUCUUCCUUGAGACCCACCAAGAAUGGAAGCGCAGAGUCGUCAAGAAUCGGUACCUUGCAGCACCAGCUUCCUCUUGGUAA
Molecule: messenger RNA, 1302 nt
Organism: Anthostomella pinea
Lineage: Eukaryota; Fungi; Ascomycota; Sordariomycetes; Xylariales; Xylariaceae
Source: the annotation of a GenBank genome assembly